Messenger RNA from Hippopotamus amphibius kiboko, 813 nucleotides. RefSeq names its product olfactory receptor 140-like. Bases 1 to 813 code for a protein of 270 amino acids. The record is from RefSeq and is a predicted model, not a curated record. Gene Ontology annotation, biological process: G protein-coupled receptor signaling pathway. NCBI's taxonomy places the organism in Eukaryota, Metazoa, Chordata, Mammalia, Artiodactyla, Hippopotamidae. Gene Ontology annotation, cellular component: membrane. The transcript has a single exon. Gene Ontology annotation, molecular function: olfactory receptor activity; G protein-coupled receptor activity.
AUGGGUCUUCUCACUAUUCCCAGCAAUGUGACUGAAUUUCUUCUCUUGGGACUCAUACAAAAUCCACACGUGCAGAAAAUACUCUUCAUUUUCUUUUUCUUCAUUUUCCUAUUUACUGUGUUGGCCAACCUGUUCAUUGUCGUCACCAUCUCCAUCAGCCCCACACUUUCUUCUCCCAUGUACUUCUUUCUCACAUACUUGGCCUUCAUAGACGCCUUCUUCAUUUCUGUCACUACCCCUAAAUUAAGCAUUGACCUGCUGCAUCAGAGGAGAACCAUCUCCUGGGGUGGCUGCCUGACUCAGCUUUUUUUGGUACACUUCCUGGGAGGAUCAGAGAUCAUAGUCCUCAUUGUCAUGGCCUAUGACCGCUAUGUGGCCAUCUGCAAGCCUCUGCACUACAUGACCAUCAUGCGACAGGGGGUCUGUCAGCUCCUGGUGGUGGUGGCCUGGAUCGGGGGGAUCCUACAUGCCACUGUGCAGAUUCUUUUCACGAUGGACUUCACCUUCUGUGGUCCCAAUGUCAUUGAUAACUUCAUGUGUGAUUUCUUCUCACUAUUGGAAAUUUCCUGCAGCGACACUUACAGGCUUGGAAUUGUGGUUGCAACGAACAGUGGGGUCAUGUGCUUGCUCAUUUUUCCCAUGCUAGUCAUCUCCUAUAUAGUCAUCCUGAGCUCCCUGAAAUCCCAUGGCUCUGAAGAACGGCGCAAAGCCAGCUCUACAUGUGGCUCCCACUUUACAGUAGUGGUGCUCUUUUUCGGUUCUUGUAUAGUCACCUACACGCAUCCUGUGGCAACCUACCCUGUGGACAAGUGA